This is a messenger RNA of Rotaria sp. Silwood1, 834 nucleotides long. The record is from the annotation of a GenBank genome assembly. Lineage: Eukaryota; Metazoa; Rotifera; Eurotatoria; Philodinida; Philodinidae.
AUGUCUGAUAUAAUACAAUUCAAUUACAAAGAUCAUUGGCAAGAAAAAGAAAUUAAUCUUGAAAGAUCAAAUGUCGGUAACAAAUCAUUAGGAUUCACUAUUUCUGGGGGUAUUGAUAUACCCUUUGUUAAUCAUCAUUUUACAUCUAUUGUUAUUACACAUAUUACUGAAAAUGGUCUUGCAUAUAGAGAUAAACGAUUAAAGUUAUAUGAUAUAAUAUUACGUGUAAAUGAUAUCGAUUUUACAAACAUUAAAUAUCAAACAGCUGUUGAUAUAUUGAGAAAUUCAGGACAGAAAAUUCAAUUGCUGAUACGUCGUCUAUCACCACCAAUUAGCGAAGAGAUCGAACUAGAACAUAAUGGAAGAUUAGGCAUUUGCAUUGGUGGUGGAAUUGGAAAUAACUAUUUUCGAAAAGAUCAUGGUAUAUUUAUUACAGAUAUAGAUAAACAACAAACGAAUAAACAAUUAGAUAUAGGUGAUCGAUUAUUACAAAUUUCAUCAACGUAUAACACUUACGAUUUACGAUUUGUUACACAUGAAAUGGCAAAAAAAUAUAUACAGUUAGCAUGUAAAGAAAGUCAAAAAAUUAAACUAUAUGUCGGACAUACACGACCUGGUGUUCAAGUGUUUGCAGCAGCAACGACAGUGACAGAGUUUAAAACUGAUCCUCAAAUGAAUGCCGAUAGUGGAAAAUGUAACGACAAAGAUCAACAUCGAAAUGUUGAAGUGAGAAGUGAUGCUUACGAGGCAAAACUAAGACGUCAACAAAGUAAAAUUAGUCAACAAGCACGUCGUAAUAGAGAAGAUGUGAUAUUGAGAUGGCAAGUUGAUUAA